This is a messenger RNA of Fonsecaea erecta, 1392 nucleotides long. RefSeq lists its product as hypothetical. The coding region runs from base 1 to 1392 and encodes 463 amino acids. The transcript has a single exon. The record is from RefSeq and is a predicted model, not a curated record. Gene Ontology annotation, biological process: protein sumoylation. Gene Ontology annotation, molecular function: SUMO activating enzyme activity. Gene Ontology annotation, cellular component: SUMO activating enzyme complex; cytoplasm. Lineage: Eukaryota; Fungi; Ascomycota; Eurotiomycetes; Chaetothyriales; Herpotrichiellaceae.
AUGGACCAAAACCCAGUGUCUGAUGGCUCGCAUCCUCCUCCAAACGGACACCAUCUCACGAAUCUUAUGGCAGUCGACCUGAACGGAACUAUGGACGGCUCGGUGGAAGAAGGGAUGGACAACUCAGUAUUCGUGCCAUCCGUUCCCGUCAUGGGAACCCUCAACGGCUACCCCCAAGUACCCGGUGCACCAUUUAGCGAUAUGGCCCUCGCGAUGAACGGGAUGCAGCCGGAAAUGUUUGUGGUGCAACCUCAGCAACCUAUAUCUGCCGACGAGAUCGCAUUGUAUGACAGACAGAUCCGCCUUUGGGGCAUGCAAGUCCAGGAAAAGCUCCGUCGUGCGAACGUUCUUCUGAUCGGAAUGAAAGGUUUGGGAUGUGAAAUCGCAAAGAAUCUGGUUCUGGCAGGAGUUGGAGUGUUGACAAUACUUGAUCAUGAAGUCGUCGCGGAAGAGGAUCUGGGAACACAUUUCUUCGUCCGGGAAGCUCAAAUUGGCCAAAACCGAGCGCAGGCGGCUAUGGCCGAGCUACAGAAGCUCAAUCCAAGGGUUGAGGUGUACACGGACCCGAAUGCGGCUGUGACCAAGGAUCCAGAAUACUUCCAGAAUUUCGACAUCACUAUUGCGACAGGUCUCAUCAUGGAUGUACUGGGAACCAUCAAUAUGGCCUGCCGGAUGUAUGGACGGAAAUUCUAUGCCGCAGACACCCACGGUAUGUACGGCUACAUAUUCGACGACUUGGUCAUCCACGAUUUCGUGAUUGAGAGACAACAGAGCAACAAACCUAUGAAGGUCGGCGAGAUGGAGACUUCCACCAGGUGCAUCACGGCCGUUGAGUUGAAGAAAGGAAACGAGAAGACUAUGGAGCGCAUCACCUAUCAAGAGACGUAUUCCCCCAUCCCACUUGCCAAUUUGUCUCCUCUUCCAGCGCGAGUCAGGAACACUCGACGAAGCCGCACAAAGGUCACCCCGUUGCUUUCUUGUCUGCGGGCACUAUUCGAUUUUCAAGGUCAGAUGGGUGGAAGGCUUCCCGCGCACAACCGAGCAGACCUCGAGCUCUUCACCAGACUGGCAAACCAAAAACAUCUGGAACUUUCACUUCCCCUGGAAACACUGAGGUCGGAAUUUCUUCGUGCUUUCCUGCAGAACCUUGGCUCCGAGAUCAGCCCAGUGGUGGCGUUCCUGGGAGGCUAUUUGGCACAGGAUGUCAUCAACGUUUUGGGACAGAAGGGGCAGCCGCUUCAAAACUGGCUCCUCUUUGACGGGGAAGAUUGCACCGCCACUCAGUUCUCGAUCCAUCCCAUCAACGACGAUACCGUGGAAAUGAUGAAUACCAGCGGAGCUGUCAUGAUGCCAGAGGCUACAUCCAUGCAAGGAACGAUUCCAGUGGCUUAA